AUGGCAUUUUGCACCAAGGACGGAUCUACCGUGACGUGCGUUGUGCCCGUGGCCUUGCUGGCCUUGUCUGGGGCUGCGGAUGCGGCGUAUUCUAUCGACACAAGAGAUGAUAUCAUCACGACAGCCAGCACACUCGCAUACGAUCUAAUGAAAUUUUAUGAAGGAAAUAAGACGGGGCAAAUCCCCGGUAUCUUACCAGGACCGCCGGAUUCCGGCGUCGGCUAUUACUACUGGUGGCAGGGCGGCGCCAUGAUGGGAACAUAUGUCGACUACUGGUAUUACACUGGCGACGAAAGUUACAACCACGUCGUCACCGAAGGGAUGCUCCACCAAGUUGGCGAAGAUCGCGAUUACAUGCCACGAAACCACACAGCUUCACUCGGCAACGACGAUCAGGGAUUCUGGGGCAUGACGGCGAUGCUCGCAGCUGAGAAUAAGUUUCCCGAUCCCCCAGAGGACAAACCACAGUGGCUUGCGCUCGCACAAGCCGUAUGGACGACCCAGGCAGACCCGGAAAGACACGAUGAGACGUGCGGCGGCGGCAUGCGGUGGCAAGUUCCCCGGACCAACGUGGGAUACGACUACAAAAACACCAUUUCGAACGGGUGCUUUUUCAACAUUGGUGCUCGACUGGCCCGCUACACCGGUAACGAUACGUAUGCUCGCUACGCCGAGGAGACAUGGAACUGGCUUUGGGCGGUGAACUACAUUGAUCACGAGAACUGGCGAGUCUACGACGGUGGACAUGUUCCGGAGAACUGCACAAACAUCUUCAAGGCCACUUUUUCGUACAACAUUGGCGUUUUAAUGCAAGGCUGUGCCUUCAUGGCGAAUCAUGCAACCCUCGCGAACCGCGCCCUCGAAGACUUCUUCGCCGACGGCGCCGCCUACGAAAUCCCCUGCGAAUUCGAAACAGGCCGCUGCUCGCAGGAUAUGCUGAGCUUCAAGGGCUACCUCCACCGCUGGAUGACCGUCGUGACGCAGCUCGUGCCCUCGACCCGCGACCUCAUCCUGCCGGUCCUGCGCAACUCGUCCCUGUCGGCCAUCAAGCAGUGCACGGGCGGCGCCUCGGGUCGCGUGUGCGGAUUCUACUGGACGAGGGGCGAAUUCAUCGAUCCGGCCGUCGACAAGACGAGCGGCGCCGGCGAGGCGAUGAACGUGCUGGCCGCGGUGCAGAGCCUGCUGGAGGUCGACCCGCCUGCUACGAACAUCACCGGCGGCACGUCAAGGGGCGAUCCCAAUGCUGGCAUGAACUCGAAUCCGUUCAAGGAGUUUGAGCCCCUUACUACCGGCGACCGUGCGGGUGCCGGGAUCUUGACGUUUGUGGUUCUCUCAAGCGCCAUUGGUAUCUGGGUGUGGAUGUCGCUUGGGUACCAGGAAUGGACAGAAGGGGAGAAGGGUAAAGAGAAAGAUCGCCCGAUGGGCGCAAAGGUUGAUAAUUCGCUGGACAGUAUAGCGCUAGCGAAAGUGUCUAACCAGCAAGGCUAG
Colletotrichum orchidophilum is the source of this 1488-nucleotide messenger RNA. Its product is annotated as glycosyl hydrolase family 76. The coding region runs from base 1 to 1488 and encodes 495 amino acids. The transcript is spliced from 4 exons. The record is from RefSeq and is a predicted model, not a curated record. Gene Ontology annotation, biological process: fungal-type cell wall biogenesis; carbohydrate catabolic process. Gene Ontology annotation, molecular function: mannan endo-1,6-alpha-mannosidase activity. Lineage: Eukaryota; Fungi; Ascomycota; Sordariomycetes; Glomerellales; Glomerellaceae.